Pundamilia nyererei is the source of this 2753-nucleotide messenger RNA. Its product is annotated as TATA-box-binding protein-like. NCBI's taxonomy places the organism in Eukaryota, Metazoa, Chordata, Actinopteri, Cichliformes, Cichlidae. Gene Ontology annotation, molecular function: DNA binding. The coding region runs from base 783 to 1703 and encodes 306 amino acids. The record is from RefSeq and is a predicted model, not a curated record. Gene Ontology annotation, biological process: DNA-templated transcription initiation. The transcript has 8 exons.
GGGCAGGAAGGAGGCUGAAUGUUUGCUGUAAUCAUCCCCAAUUUAAACAAACAGCCUCUACAGGUCGAGAUACUCGAGUACUCGCCCCCCCUCUCCCUGUCACAUGCCUGAGUUUGUAAUGCUGAGCGUUUGCUCACGCUGAGCCCAACGCUCAGGCUGCUCAACACUCAGUUUAUCACAGUUUGUUCCCCUCGUGGGUCUGUAUGAUGUCAUAGAGAGGGGAUGUCCAUAUCUGGCCUCGCUGAUGGGAAACCCCACCUGAAGCAUGCAGCAGCUUUUGUAAAAAAAAACCCAGGAACAAACCUGCUUUGAGUGUAUUGGCUCAGGGGGAGGAGCUAACAGCGUCCCUCUUUAGGCAGUGGGUGAACAGUGGUGGUGAUGACACCGAGGCCCAGAAUAAGAGAAGGGGAUUAUUAAGAACUGGGGUUGGUGCAAAGCCACUCUAGCAGAGAGCUGAAAUAAGCAGGUCUUGCAUUUCCGAUGGGAUGCUUGCAGUGGGUUCCACCCUGAACGCAACCCUGUCCACCUGCAGGGGGCGUGGCUCAAAGCAGUGAAGCAUUUGUUUUUAUCACUUUCUCUUGAUUCUCAUUUAAAUUAUUUUUUUGGAAGAACACAUAAAAUCAUUCACUGUCAUGUUUGAGCAUCUUCGUCUCCUAGCAACAGACUCCUGUCUGAAUCUUUUUGGAUGUAAACAAUCAACUUCACACUAAACCUCUGACAGUACGUUUAUUAUUGGCUCGCUGUUAUUACUGGGUUUGAUCGCUGAGGCUUCCUCCUGCAUCAUGGACGAGUCUGCGUUGGAGCGAUACUUCGAUGAGUUCAUUGCUAACAACCCCAGGAGGACAGAGGAUGUCAGCGAGGAGGUCGGCGAGGAGGAGCUGUUUUUCAAGUUAUUGCCUGAUGAGCUCCUGACACUGAACACGGUCACCUGUGACGAUGCAGACAGGAUCUGUAAGAAGGAGGAUCGGACUGCAGAGAGCGGGAUCGCCGGCACGCAGUCACGAGACAGCAGCUCCCAGAAUUCCUCAGCAGAAGCUAAGCCCACGUGUGCGUCCUCCUCGUCUGAACUGAAGGCCCUUCCUGUUAAACCCGGGACCCCGGAGGACCCUGAGACACUGAAGGAGAAGUCGUCGAAUCUCGCCCCAGUGAUAUGUAACGUCAUCUCCACAGUGGACCUGGGCUGCUGUUUGGACCUGAAGUUCAUUGCUCGCAGGAUGUGGAACGUGCAGUACAAACCACAGUAUUUCACAGGGAUCAUCGCUAGGAUCCGGGAGCCAAAAGCAACAGCGACCAUCUUCCGAACUGGGAAAAUCAUCUGCCUGGGAACCAAGAGUGUGGAGGAGUCGCGCCUGGCAGCCAGGAAGUUUGUCCGCAAACUGCAGAAGUUUGGCUUUCCCGUGCACUUCCUCAACUUUAAGAUCCAGAACAUUGUAGCCUACUGCCAGACCUUUCCAGUGGAUUUAGCAGAACUGCAGAAGGUCCACAAAGGGCAGUGCAGUUAUGAGCCAGAGUUGCAUAACCGCCUCAUCCUCAACCCGAUUACCGGCAUCAGAGUGUCCUUCAUUUCGGCUGGGUGCAUAAAUGUGUGCGGAGCUAAAACCAGGGCUGAGGUCGAUGCAAUCUUUCAAACCAUCUGCAGAAUCCUGAGAGAGUACAGGUGGGAGCGAACAUGCAGCGGAGCUUUGAUUUCAAAGCCAAACUGAUGUUAGAGGCAGACAUGAAUAAACUGACGCAUGAGCGCCACUGCACUCCACUGUAGUUCCUGAUUGCACCACUAGAUGUCAGCACGGCUGCAGGCCGCUCUCAGUCAGUGGUUUAGAGACGUGCAGCUCUCGCCGUGUACCUCGUGUGUGUUUGCAUUACUCACUCACAGGUGAGGUCAGGAUCACCUGAGAAUGAGCAGGAGGCCUCUGGGUGGACGUGACCUGCUGCUCGUCCAUCAGAACGGCCAAAACAAGAGUGAAUAACACGUCACUGCAUCCUGAUAUCCUCUUAAACAGGUUCGUUAUUUACAACCUGCCCUUCAUUACAUCACUCAACAUUCAGUCGGCAUGGAGCUCAGAUUGGACGGUUUGGGGGUUUGGUCGAGUUUCCGUCAUAGUGCAUGCUGGGAAGUCUACUGGGAUCGGCCUCGUUACCUGACGUUUUACUUUGGUGGGCGUGGCUGUGAGCCUCACCUUUCCUGAGGUGGCAGGAGGUCAGAUUCACGAUGAGUCAUGAAAACGCGUCGUUUGGUGUGUUCUCUGUGACCCGCUGACCGCGGGGAUGGAGGCCCUUCCUGUCGUGUCUCCAGGGCUGCAUCAGGAGGUGAGGUCAUCCGGCCGCUGACACGCCCAGUCUGCAUGAAAGCAGUGAAUUAUGGGAACACUUUCUCUCCUCUAAGCCUCUACGUGCUCUUCCUCCACUCACCGUCUGAGGCUCUCAGUCAGUUUCAUCUUUUUUUGAGUUUCACAUUUUGAAAUUUCUUUUUCAGGUUUUUUGGAACAGCGACUGCUCAUCGUGUGCUCGUGACCUCCUCGCCUCUUUGUAUUUGAUCUGCUCGAGCUGUUCGCAUCCUGUCACUCUUGCUCCAUUUGGCUCAUGUCUUUCCCUCUCUAAUAACAUCCUCGACUUCCUCUGAUCCUAAUAAUACCAAACAACAAUCGUCCUGACACUCACACUUCCUGAACUCCCCACUCUCUCUCUUUCUUCUUCGACAUCGAUGCUCCGUGUUUGCUUCUCUGGUGGAAACGAGCUGAAAGUCAUGUUUGAAA